AGCUGGAUGCAGCUUGAGUUACCUUGUUCAGUUGCAAUGCAUUUGUUUGUUUUUAAAAUUUAAAAACUGGCUGUCUCUUGCAUUUGGUUUCGGAUUCAGGAUAUUUAAUUCGCUUUGUAUUUCCGGACAGUUCCGCUGUGUGGAGUUUGUUUACGUUGUGAUUUAACGACAACCGCGUGCACCGCUCUCGAGUGUUCCAAAUUCGAUCCGGCGUAUUUCUGUGCCUUGAGGAAUAUUAAAUAACCAGGGAAGGUUGUGUUCCUUUGUCCAGUUGUAUCAUUAGCCAAGCUGUGUUACAGCGUCACCUGCUUUAUCUAGCCAAGAAAAAAAAACCUUUUUUUAAUCAUUACUGUUAUGAUGAAGUGACCUGCUUGAAUAUUUCAUCUCACAAAAUCCCCCAAAAGAAAAUUUAAUUUUAACAAAAAAGUAGAUAGUGAAGAACCGUGAAAGUCCACCAUGACGUGAUCAGAGUCCUCGAUGGACGGGUGCCGAGACUUUCGGGGCGGCGCCCCUCCCUCGCCACUUAUUCCCCAAGGGCCGCCCCUUAUCCCGUCCACAAGGAGACACAGAAGCCGCCCGCGCAGCGGAAGCAGCAACAGUAACGCGCCAUGGUGGAAAGCGUGGAUAAAGAAAUAUGUGAUCGCUUGCUUGGUGUGCGGAGGAUUAUCUGUGUUCCAUGGCAUUGUUUUCAUCGUUAUUUACCUCCUCCUUCGAUCUUACACCUCUUCACUCCAGUUUUUCGAAACAAUACCAACUUAUGUCCCCGGAGUUGUGUUCAUUAUAACUGGUCUAAUAGUGAUGUGCUUUGCUAAAAGAAGGAACAGAUAUGCCUUUCUGAUGAAGAUGGCUGGAGGUUGUUGCCUUAUUUGCGCUCUCUUGUGUGUUGUCAUCACCGUCACCACCACUGUUGUGCACAUGAACCGGCUACAGACGCUGCACGAGUGCGUUUACACGCCACAAUCCAAGACGUGCAUGUGUGUUUCCGCCAUUGGGGACCACAACGCUCAGGAAGCACAUCGCUUUGUGUUUAACAACACCCCCAACUGCGAAGUGGUUCAUGGGAGCCUGUAUUCUUGCCUGCGCGCUCUCUUCAGUUUUUCUGUUCUUGGGAUUCUUCUAUGUAUAUCGUGUUCGAUGUUGAUCUACCAGCUGCUCAGUCAUGAAAAGAAAAGAGUGUACUGGGAGCAGCUUGAACUGCGAAGAAGAUUUUUAUAUCAGCGCCAUUCUCACCAUACUGUCUGCGGAUGCUACGAGGAACUAUAUCCAUGGCAACUGUGGGAAAUGCUGGACUACAGGUUUAUGAAUGCUCCUGGAAGUUUGCCGAAUUGUGGCAACAUGGAGGAAGAGCUCUGUGCCUCGCCCAACACCAUUUCCCUCAGCAACAGAAGCAUCACUUCCGGUGGAGGUGGUCAUCGAGCAUCAGGUUGGAACUGGCUGCCUUGGCCAAGACAGCAAACAGACAGGAGUAAUCCAACCAACGGAAACGAGAGAUCUGUAAAUGACACCCCAACGAGACAGAACUUUAUGAGACGGUUAAUGUCGAGAGAGGGAUGGAAUCAACAGCAGCUAGCUAAUCUGAAUAACCCCAUGGAAGAAGUACCUGCUCUUGAGGGUUCCGUUGGAACUUUACCUUGGAGGAGCGAAUGCAUUCACAUUUUUCGGCCAAAUUCGCGUACGGCUUCGAACUGUUUCCCUCCUAUGCGUUUUGGCAUCCGGUCCAGAAAUUCGCCGUACGGAAGACCCCACAGCAACCACAGACGAACGAGAUCCAAUGACGGUAUUUUCCACCACCUUCACAUGAAUCCCGCACCACGCUAUGCGCAACCUUACUCCCUGAUCGACGGAAACGGUGGAAUCACUUGCCACUUUUCCGGUUGUGAAAUUCCCCGCUACAUGUGGGGGCCACCGCCCCCUUACUCGCAACCACAGUCAACGGAGAACGUGGCCCUGUACAAUGAAAACAAUCAGAACAGGAGAACUAGUAUUGGUAUUGAGCAACUAGGUGGUGGGAUUGAAAUCAGUCACUGUGAGCAAGUGCUUACUGCCCUCGAAAUGGAGCGCGGCGGGAAUGGAUCAGUUUCUUCCAAGAUGAGCACUCCAUUGUCUGAGAGGCGUUAUGUCUGUCACAACUUUUCCUCAGAGGGCAUCACGUUGACGAUUGGAGGCAACUACGGUGACUUGUGUCCUCAGGAUACAGUACACCAUGAGCAUAAGAAGGAAGAGACGUGCAUCGUCGAAGUUCAUGUGCCAUAUAUCUUUCACAAAAAAGAUAUUGUUUUUAAUACGCUGCCCGCAAGAAGUUGUAGGAAAAAAGAUAAUAACCCUUUUAAGUCUCUCUCUAAUAUCCCCUUAGGUCUAUCGAGAAAAAUAAAUAACCUAAAGAGUGAAAAGUCUGAUCCUGGACAACUUUCUGUGAUUAAAGCAUUUUGUGAUGAUCUCAAAAAGGAUGAAACAGUUACGAAUAAUACCGAAGCUGAUAGCACAAAAACAACUUCGACAUCUCAGCUGCAUACUUUGAAAGAGGUAUCGAGACAACUCUUCUGUGAUGGACAUAGUGUAAAUAAUUCCUUGGAGACUGAUACUUCACCGAGUUCUCUCAGUUACCAACCAACGAUGGUCGAAAUUCCAUCAGAAUUCAAGUCCAGUCUUGUGAUAGCAACCAGCCCUUCUACACCGGUGGCUGAAAGCGUUCCACUUUCGAACAAAAUUUACGCGCAGUCAAUGCCCAAUCUCAGCUUAUCCAAUUCGCUUCGCCAACUCCAUCGAGCCCCAUCCAGUGGAAACACUUCGACUUCUUACGAUUUCCCAGAUUUCGAAUUCGAAGAAGAUGGUUCCCCUCUGGUUCUGUGCAGCCCUGUCUCUGACAUACCAUCCGUGACUCUUCUUCGCGACGACGACGAAUCGGACAGUUCGUCGUCUUAUCCACCGUGUCCUCGAAUAUUCCGUUGCGACCACGACACUCCUUUCUCAAACGAUUCCAGUUCCAUGUCCUGCGAAGUCACUGUAGGCAAUUCCAACAGCAGCGACUCGUCGUCCUGCGAUGUCAUAGUGAUAGGUGAGAAGAGGCAUUCGAACACUAUACACUGCAGAUCUUCCGAUACUUCUAUAGUGCCGUUUACAUCAUCGCCAUCUAUAAUCAUAAGCAAACGCCCUCCAACCGAGUGUUCGAUCAACUGCAACAUUCGGCAUCUCCAUCGUUAUCAUCCUGAAAAAAUCGAAGUAAGACCUAGGCGUCUGGAAGAAGCAGGUUUUAAUAUGUCUCAAGACAGGACUAGUAAUUUUGUGGUUACUAUAAAAAGUGUGAAUGUUUAGCUUUUAAUUCCUUUAGUGUUUUUUGUAUGAAGUACUGUAAUUUUGCAAUUUGCUUUGUGUGAACUUCUGCACAAGAUCUACGAAAAUGUGGCUUUAUACAUGUAUGGGACCAUAUCUUUUUGAGCUAAAAAUUAAACCCCCAUAUUGGGCGGUUACAUUACAGCUAUUUGUGGAACUAUUUUUUAUAGGAAAUAAAAAAAAUAGACCAUCGCUUUUAAACUAAUAACACUUAAGUGAAAUUUAAACUCGUUUUUAUUUUUGUUCAGUAAAAAAGAAUCAGAAUUGAUGUGAUUUAUAACUGUCGCUCUCGAUACAUAAUCAGUAAAAUAUGUAAUUUUUUAUCAUAAACUUUUCGCAAAGGUAACACAUUCUUGACUAACUUUUAUUUUGUAUAAUAUCAAGAAUAAUUUAGGAAAUGCGUCAUAGAUAACAUACAAUACAGAAAAUGGAUGUCAGAGGAACUUUUUAAUGCAAUAAUUUCCAUUGAGAUUUAUAUUAUCCGUAUUCAUUGUUAAUUUCCAAAAUCAGCAAGUAUUAGCUAAAAAUAUUUAUUUCUCAUUUGUAAAAAAAAAAAAAAAAAAAUGUCAUCAAGACGAAAUUUCACCAUUUUUUUUCUUUUUAAUGAUAACAUAUCGAUACAAAAUAGUCCUCAUCUAUAAUUUUCUAAUUACGAAUUUCCUGUUCAACAUGGGAGUUAAAAUGUCAUCAAAUUGACCAACUAUAAUUAAUUUAACUUGUUUACUAGAAGAAUGCCUAAUCUAAAUGAGUGAAAUUAGUUAAAAAGGUAGAAAAAUACAAUCUGCGAUGCGUUUUUUUUUAACAUUUGAGUUGAACAACUCUUUAAACAAUAAAUCUAGUAUUAAUAUUACAAGAGAGAGAGGAUUUUGACAGCCUUCAUAAUUGAAAAAUAAAUUAAUAAAAUUACCUUAACCACCUUGCAGUUUAUGACGAGAUAUAAACUCUUCUGUCUCCGUUUAUCCUGGAAAAAAGAUAAAUAAUGCUUGAAAUAUUCUUUUCACUUUCAAAAUUAAAGAUCUUUGUUGUUUUUGUUAAUAUGCAUGUCCCAACUGGGUUUCAAUGUGUUGUUAUUUUACUUCUGAAAAACUUGAAGUUAAAAAUAAAGUUAUUUUUAU
Uloborus diversus is the source of this 4445-nucleotide messenger RNA. RefSeq lists its product as uncharacterized. The transcript is spliced from 8 exons. The coding region runs from base 478 to 3312 and encodes 944 amino acids. The record is from RefSeq and is a predicted model, not a curated record. NCBI's taxonomy places the organism in Eukaryota, Metazoa, Arthropoda, Arachnida, Araneae, Uloboridae.